Messenger RNA from Phyllostomus hastatus (greater spear-nosed bat), 4673 nucleotides. RefSeq names its product mitofusin 2 (gene MFN2). Gene Ontology annotation, biological process: mitochondrial fusion; mitochondrion localization. Gene Ontology annotation, molecular function: GTPase activity; GTP binding. Gene Ontology annotation, cellular component: mitochondrial outer membrane. NCBI's taxonomy places the organism in Eukaryota, Metazoa, Chordata, Mammalia, Chiroptera, Phyllostomidae. Bases 448 to 2721 code for a protein of 757 amino acids. The transcript has 20 exons. The record is from RefSeq and is a predicted model, not a curated record.
CGCAGAGACGCCUCUCCAGGCGCGAGCGGGCGGACCUCAGACUCAUAAAAAGCUGUAGGAUCCAACCAGCUGAGCCCGGAGUCCCACGACUCACCGGAGCCACAACAGCAAACCCGCGGCGGCUGGUGACGCGCGCGUCCUUCCUUCUUCCGCCUCUCCUUUGACGCUCGCGGAUGACGUUGUCGGCAUGAUGGCGGCCGCGAGGCCGGGAAGGUGAAGUUGGAACUGGUGGCGUUAACAUAAUCAGUAGCCAACCUCAACCUGAGCCAGGACAGAGGAGAACGGAAAUACUUCUGUCUUUUUGGCCCAGCCAUGUCCACGGUGCCCACCUGGUGAAGGCCUCUCACCAUCCAAAAACUUCUCCUCUGCUCCAGUUGUGCCAGCAGACGAUCCGGUGGAUCCGUUUUAUUUUCCCUGCUAGGAGUUGCUGUACAUAAAUCUGGCGCGAUGUCCCUGUUCUUCUCGCGAAGCAACUCCAUUGUCGCAGUCAAGAAAGAUAAGAGACACAUGGCCGAGGUGAAUGCUUCUCCCCUCAAGCACUUUGUCACUGCCAAGAAGAAGAUCAAUGGCAUUUUUGAGCAGCUGGGGGCCUACAUCCAGGAGAGCGCCACCUUCCUUGAAGACACCUACAGGAAUGCAGAGCUGGACCCUGUUACGACAGAAGAGCAGGUUCUGGACGUGAAAGGCUACCUGUCCAAAGUGAGGGGCAUCAGCGAGGUGCUGGCCCGGCGGCACAUGAAAGUGGCUUUUUUUGGCCGGACGAGCAACGGGAAGAGCACCGUGAUCAACGCCAUGCUCUGGGACAAAGUUCUGCCCUCCGGGAUCGGCCACACCACCAACUGCUUCCUGCGGGUGGAGGGCACGGAUGGCCACGAGGCCUUCCUCCUCACCGAGGGCUCCGAGGAGAAGAGGAGCAUCAAGACCGUGAACCAGCUGGCGCACGCCCUGCACCAGGACGAGCAGCUGCACGCCGGCAGCCUAGUGAGCGUGAUGUGGCCCAACUCCAAGUGCCCUCUGCUGAAGGACGACCUCGUGCUGAUGGACAGCCCUGGCAUCGAUGUCACCACAGAGCUGGACAGUUGGAUUGACAAGUUCUGCCUGGACGCUGAUGUGUUUGUGCUGGUGGCCAACUCGGAGUCCACCCUGAUGCAGACGGAAAAGCAGUUCUUCCACAAGGUGAGCGAGCGCCUGUCCCGCCCCAACAUCUUCAUCCUGAACAACCGCUGGGACGCGUCCGCCUCGGAGCCCGAGUACAUGGAGGAGGUGCGGCGGCAGCACAUGGAGCGCUGCACCAGCUUCCUGGUGGAUGAGCUGGGCGUGGUGGAUCGAGGCCAGGCCGGAGACCGCAUCUUCUUCGUGUCUGCCAAGGAGGCGCUCAACGCCAGGAUCCAGAAGGCCCAGGGCAUGCCCGAAGGAGGGGGCGCUCUUGCGGAAGGCUUUCAAGUGAGGAUGCUUGAGUUUCAGAAUUUUGAGAGGAGGUUUGAGGAAUGCAUCUCCCAGUCUGCAGUGAAGACCAAGUUUGAGCAGCACACGGUCCGGGCCAAGCAGAUCGCAGAGGCAGUUCGCCUCAUCAUGGACUCCCUGCACGUCGCGGCCCAGGAGCAGCGGGUUUACUGCCUGGACAUGCGUGAGGAGCGGCAGGAGCGGCUGAGGUUCAUUGACAAACAGUUGGAGCUCCUGGCACAGGACUACAAACUGCGCAUUAAGCAGAUCACGGAGGAAGUCGAACGGCAGGUGUCAACGGCUAUGGCCGAGGAGAUCCGGCGCCUGUCGGUGCUGGUAGACGAGUACCAGAUGGAUUUCCACCCUUCUCCCGUCGUCCUCAAGGUUUACAAGAAUGAGCUGCACCGCCAUAUAGAGGAAGGGCUGGGCCGGAACAUGUCCGACCGCUGCUCCACGGCCAUCACCAGCUCCCUGCAGACCAUGCAGCAGGAGAUGAUAGACGGCCUGAAACCCCUCCUUCCUGCGUCGGCACGCAGUCAGAUCGACCUGCUGGUCCCGCGGCAGUGCUUCUCCCUCAGCUACGACCUGAACUGCGACAAGCUGUGUGCCGACUUCCAGGAGGACAUUGAGUUCCACUUCUCCCUCGGCUGGACCAUGCUGGUGAACAGGUUCCUGGGCCCCAAGAGCAGCCGCCGGGCCUUGAUGGGCUACAACGACCAGGUCCAGCGUCCCGUCCCCCUGACGCCAGCCAACCCCAGCAUGCCCCCCCUGCCGCAGGGCUCCCUCACCCAGGAGGAGCUCAUGGUUUCCAUGGUCACUGGCCUGGCCUCCCUGACGUCUCGGACCUCCAUGGGCAUCCUGGUUGUUGGAGGAGUGGUGUGGAAGGCGGUGGGCUGGCGGCUCAUCGCCCUGUCCUUCGGGCUCUACGGCCUGCUCUACGUCUACGAGCGUCUGACCUGGACCACGAAGGCCAAGGAGAGGGCCUUCAAGCGCCAGUUUGUGGAGUACGCCGGCGAGAAGCUGCAGCUCAUCAUCAGCUACACCGGCUCCAACUGCAGCCACCAAGUCCAGCAGGAGCUGUCGGGGACGUUUGCGCAUCUGUGCCAGCAAGUCGACGUCACCCGGGAGAACCUGGAGCAGGAGAUCGCCGCUAUGAACCAGAAGAUCGAGGUUCUCGACUCACUGCAGAGCAAAGCGAAACUGCUCAGGAAUAAAGGCGGUUGGAUGGACAGUGAACUCAACAUGUUCGUGCACCAGUACCUGCAGCCCGGCAGAUAGUGGGCGGCCCGGAGCCGGCGCGCGUGGGGCAGGGCGGCGCCACCAGCCUCGUGGGGCCGCCACCCGAGCCACGCCCUGCUCCUGGCUGGCCCCCCGUGAGGAUGAAAGCACCAGUGUUUCACCCCACUCUGGCCCUCACACACUAGUUCCUCCCCCGCCUCGCCUGCCGCUGCAGGAAGAUUUCCUGGCUCACACCCUGACGGAGACUCGCUGGAGACCGUGGCCAGCGUGGCACCGAGGAGUCGAGUCUCGUCAUCUCUGCCCUGUCGGGGCCACUCGACCGAGCAUCGCUGGAGCGCUCGAUCGGGUCCCGGGUCUCCCAGCACCGCAGAACGCCUGCCCGGGCCUGUCGGGGCGUCAGGCGCACCCACCUGCUCCAGCCCACACUAAUGCUGACGCAUGCGUACCUGUGCUCCUCAAGCGCUGCCCCCACACCGGAAGGGGCCACCUCGGGGGUGGUCGGGCUUGCUUCUCAGAGCGCACUGGCCGGGCUCCGGCCCAGAAGGCCCUGGGGCUCGCGUCAGUUCCGUCCUUAGCUUCCAUGCUUUGUCCCGAGUGCCGUGCCUCUCAGACUGGCCGUGGUGGCCGGGCUCAGCACAGACGCCCUGGGUUAUAGGCGAGGCGGGCCCUGUGCCGCGGGUGGGGUGGGGGGUUGGCUCGGGGCUGCAGAGGUGACCAGUGUGGUGAGAAUAGCGUAGUGGGUCGUGCGUGUGUGUGUGUGUGUGUGUGUGUGUGUAGGCGUGUGCCCUCCUGACACUUGCGCGGUUGGAGGGGUAGCUGUUAACCAUGACGAGGAGGGACCGGCCUGCCUGCUCUUCGUCGUGUCCCUCGUUCCGCACAGUCUGGCUUUAUCGUUAGCGAAAGGAGGUUUGGUGCUGACCGUCAGAGGACGUAGCAGAAGGAGAGAGGGUGGAAGGGAGGGGACGUUGGUGGCAGGUUGAGAGGAGCGGGCCCCCUUUCGGGACGGCCGGAGAGGGUGGUGUCGGUGCAGAGUAGGGGCUCUCAGGGGCUGAGAGCCCACCCCACCAGCCUGGUUGCAUCCCUGUUACGCCCUUUAAAAGACAUGCCCCCACCCCCAGCUUGGCCCAAGCUGCCCUUGGCCACCUGUCCCCUGGACUCACUCUCCUGUGCCGUUCGCACUGCGUUUGGCCCAGACACCGAGUGGGCACCCCGGGGCCCGGCCUCCCGCCCUCCCCAAUCCCCAGGUUCCCCGACCCACACGCACGUAGCCUGUUAACUGGGAAACGUUUCCACCGUUGGGUCUGGGUCUAGGGGUUGUUACUGGUUGAAGCAGGGGCAGGUUCCUGUCUCCAGUGGGUUAGCACUCUGGGCAAGCAGCUUUGGGGGACAGCUGUUGCAGCACACGUCAGAGAACGCGCUAGAAACAGGCAGCCUCACCCAGCAAGCGGCAGGGCUUAGGCAGAGAGCUGGGGUUCGUCCUGUUCCUUGGAGUCCACCUGCUCUCUGGCGCCAGGAUGCGAGUGGGUGGCCUCUCUAGGCCCUGCUGGUCCUGCAAGCCCUCGGCCCGCCCCGUCGUGAGCAACUAAGGGACGGGUGUCCCCGAGUUGAGUGCUUGCGGGCCUGGGCGGCGGUCGCCUCACAGCACGUCAGGAGCAGUUGCUGUCUCGCAAUUCCAAUGAAUUUUGUGCUUUUUGGGAAAAAAAUAUUUAGUAUAACUAAACGUGAAUUGUUUUGAAUGUAGCCCCUGGGCAGUGUGCGGAAUGGCGAACUCACGCAGUGAAUAAAGUGAAACGCGCACCACCACCAAGGGAGAGACUCUAAAACAAGCGGGGCGCAGAGACAUUCUGACCCGAUGCUGCUGACCUUUUUCUGUGUGUGCGUGUGUUCGCCGGGGGGCGAGACACGCAUCUAAGAUGACGUGUUGGCCUGAAUUACUUCCGUGUCGAUGCUGAUCAUAUCGGAAACUGAAAUAAAGCUGGUUGGGAGCCCUC